ACUGUGCUGAAUUUAUGGGUAAUGUUACGUCUAGGCUAUGCGUAAAUAACGAACGCGUUGCAGUAAAAUUACUGUUGUUACUUAUCCUUUUACUAAUGACUAAUCAGCAAGGUUCAAGCCAAAGUGGUGAAGAUUUCAAAUUAAAAGGUAAUAAUGAAGCAUUUUGCUCUAGACUGAACUCAGUGUUCGAUGGGUUAAAUCCGCUAGAAAGGCAACACAGAGAGUGGGAGACUAUGCAAAGCAGCAAACGUACGAACUGGUUGAAACCAGAUCCCGAAUCAUUAGAAGACGUAGAAUUUUCUCAUAAUGAUAAGUUUGUCAGACCACGUGGAUUUGCGCCUAAGAAAAGAAAAGUUGAUAAUAAAACCAUGCCAGGUUUUAAAAGACAUCCUGAAAAAUGGACUAAAUAUUCGUUAACUGACGUAUCGUCAUAUGAAAUGUCUGACGAGUCAAAUUCACAAGUAGCCUUAUCCUUCUUAAAACAACUAAAGAAAGAAAAGAGUAAAGGAGAAAACGAAAAAUUACCAGUAGCAGACGUAAACACAAAAAUAAUUUUUCAGAAGCCUGGCAAUAGACCUCCAAAAAGUUUGAAAAAGAAAGAUACUGAAGUUAAUGAAACCACAUGCUAUGUAAUUUCUAACACUACAAGUGAUACAUCAAUCACAGUUAGUGAUACUCUGGAAACUUGUACUAAUUCCAGUGUUUCUGGGAAACUUCUUAUGCCAGAAUGUGUUGUGGGAUUACCAACAAGUACAAAGUAUAAAAAGAAACUGAAAGAUGUGUACAUCCAAAAUAAAGAUGGUUCUUGUAGUCAUCAUUCUGGUCACCUUGUGAGUUUGGAUCACUUGAAUGAUUAUGAAGAGGAAGCUGAAGAAGAGGAACUAAACAAAGAAUCUGUUUGUGUAGAUAACACAUCCAGAUCUGUUGGGAAGAGAAAUUAUAGAUAUGGGUGUGACGGAGGUAGUAAAUACGACAAAUUAAAUUUGUUAAAGAUGGAAACUGAAAACGAGUAAGUUCCAUUUAGUCUGCACAAGAAAGGCAUGUGAAUAUCCCGCUUGGUUGAACAUUCAUCCAGUCUGACAGAAAUGCUUUUUGAAUUGUCAACAAAAUUCAUUUUGAAGUUGCAGGCCCAUUUUAGUUUUGUGGAAAAUGCAUAACUUGCCGUUUAGAGCUUCCACUUGAGAUAAAAUUUUAAACUUUUCUAGCUCCAACACCAUAUGUUCUGGUUUUAAUGUAAACUCACAACAUCUCCUCAGUUGUACACAGAUUGAAUGCACUAUCUUUUCUGUUUGUCCAUUUUUUUUUUGUUUUUACACUGAGUUAUUUGAAUGAAAACAGACUUGAAAUUCAAAAUGUAAUUUUCAUUAUUUUCUUUUGCAUUCUUGAAAAACUCAUUUUCAUGAAGUAUUCUUAUUUUCUGUUUGUAAUUUUGUCUCUAUUCAUGCCAUAAGGACUGGGUGCCGAGUUCUUCAUACCACCCACCUAUAUAAUCAUAUAUAUAUGCUUUAUUUUGGCUUUGUUGAUGUGAACACUGAUGUUUCUAUGCCAUUACUAAUGUAUUUUUUUGUUGGAAUUAAUUCAUUGUCAAUGUGUCAUAAUGCCUUUUUUUAUUAAGAUGUAUAAAAAAAUUGUUAUAUGUUUAACUAAAUGAACUUUCAUAUUCUUGUGGAGUGAUCUGUGUUCAUAAAGCAAAUAAAUAAAACAGGAAAUCCUUAUAUUUCAAGUCAUUCUUGUAUCAAUGCAUGCUUGAAUACAAAAUAUUUAUGUAACUGUUGUGCAAGUAUUGUGGCAGGCAUGGAAAAUGUUUCUUGAGAAUUACGAGUUUGAUUUCAUAGUCUCUUAAAUGCUGAAAUAAAAUACAAUUGUGUAGGUUACCAGUGAAUUUAAUAUGUGUAUAUUUUUGAAUCAAAUUGAAAAAUAGUUCUACAAUUAUGAGGACUUUUUUUUAUUAUACCUAGUUCCUGUGAAAUACAAAACUUUUUCCCUUGAUAAUUUCUUUAUGCAAUGGUUGAUUCUGUGAAUUUUCAUUUUGAUCUGGUUAAAAACUUAUUUUAAACUCUUAUUUUGCUAAUGACAAAUUCUAUAACUUUCAAACUAACAGUAGGUAAUAGUAGCAGACAUUGCUAGACACUUGGAAAACAUUUCCCAUACUGGGACUUUAUUGUUUAUUAUUUGUCAAUUAUUUCAAUAGUUUAUUGAACAUUAACGUUUUUUUAAUUUGCCGAUGAUCUAGUACAAUAUUGG
Limulus polyphemus (Atlantic horseshoe crab) is the source of this 2244-nucleotide messenger RNA. RefSeq lists its product as uncharacterized. Bases 15 to 1013 code for a protein of 332 amino acids. The record is from RefSeq and is a predicted model, not a curated record. NCBI's taxonomy places the organism in Eukaryota, Metazoa, Arthropoda, Merostomata, Xiphosura, Limulidae. The transcript has a single exon.